Molecule: messenger RNA, 1236 nt
Organism: Trichosurus vulpecula (common brushtail)
Lineage: Eukaryota; Metazoa; Chordata; Mammalia; Diprotodontia; Phalangeridae
Product: olfactory receptor 10AG1-like
Exons: 3
Coding region: 7-1236 (409 amino acids)
Biological process (GO): G protein-coupled receptor signaling pathway
Cellular component (GO): membrane
Molecular function (GO): G protein-coupled receptor activity; olfactory receptor activity
Source: RefSeq, a predicted model, not a curated record
AAAAAAAUGGCUGACAAAAAUCUUACUAUCGUGGAAGAAUUUAUUCUUUUGGGAUUCUCUGAGCUUCAAAACUUCCAAAGUUUUCUCUUUGUUAUUUUUUUAGUCAUCUAUAUAAGUAUCCUGUUAGGGAAUGGUUUCAUCGUUGUAAUCACCAAUAUGGAACGCACUCUCCAAACACCAAUGUAUUACUUCCUUGGAAACUUCUCCUUUGUGGAAAUUUGUUACACAUCAGUAACCCUCCCCAGGAUGCUUAUGAAUCUUUGGAGACAGAAAAGAAAUAUUUCUUUACUGUCAUGUGCCAUACAACUGUGUUUCUUUCUUAUUCUGGGAGUCACAGAGAGCUUCCUACUGGCAGUGAUGGCCUAUGAUCGCUAUGUGGCAAUCUGUAAGCCUCUCUACUAUCCUCUAAUCAUGAACCACAAGAUGUGUGUCCAAAUGGUGAUUGGCUCCUGGGUCACUGGAAUUCCAGUUUUAAUAGGGCAGACAUACCAAGUUUUCUCUGUGCCUUUCUGUGGUUCCAACAAACUCAAUCAUGUUUUCUGUGACAUGCCCCCACUAAUGAAGUUGGCAUGUGGAGACACCUCUGGGGAUGAGUUCUUUAUUUAUAUUGAUUGUUUCUUAUUUGGUUUCAUUCCCUUUCUAUUGAUACUCUUAUCUUACAUCAGAAUCCUCAACACUAUUCUGAAGCUCCCAACAACCACUGGCAGAUCCAAAGCCUUCUCUACUUGCUCAUCUCAUCUUAUAGUCAUAUGCGUAUUCUAUGGUUCUGGUUUCAUCACAUAUCUGCAGUCCAAGUCCAAUUACUCAGAUAAAACAGAGAAGAUCUUCUCUCUAUUCUACACCAUUGUGACACCAGUGUUUAAUCCCAUGAUAUAUAGUCUGAGGAACAAGGACUUCACUGAGGCAGUGAGAAAAAUAUUUUGUAAAUCUCAUUUAGAGUAUGCUGAAAGUUUGCAAAUUUCAAGCUCAAAGCACCCCCUGAAAAUCUUGAAGAACAACUCAAUGCACAAUGAAAGCAGUAACCAGAGCCCAGAGAAUAUAAGAUUCCUCCCACCAUGUGAGCCAGGGACCCCGGAAGCCGCUGACACAGGUGCUCUGGAGGCAGCAUCAGGAAUUUCCUGCUGCUGCUACCGCCACUGCUGCAUGAUCUCCUCCACCACCAGAGAUGGCAGCCAGACUGCUCUGAACUUGAUCCCACAGUUUACCCCAACCUGCUCUUCGGUGUUUGAGGGUUGA